This is a messenger RNA of Thermothielavioides terrestris NRRL 8126, 1314 nucleotides long. RefSeq lists its product as uncharacterized. The transcript has 2 exons. Gene Ontology annotation, molecular function: protein binding. The record is from RefSeq and is a predicted model, not a curated record. Lineage: Eukaryota; Fungi; Ascomycota; Sordariomycetes; Sordariales; Chaetomiaceae. The coding region runs from base 1 to 1314 and encodes 437 amino acids.
AUGGCCGGAGUCGCAGCAGCGGCACUCGCCGCGCCAACACAGCCGCUCAAGAUCUCGCUCACCCGGCUCCCCAACCCAGCGCCCGAAGGGUCACCCCACCCAGCCCUCGCCCGAUCGCAGCACACCCUCACCGUCCUCCCGGCCUCCAACAAAGCCUUCAUCUUCGGCGGCGUCGACGCCUCCGGCGCACUCUGCCCGCCCGGCAUCCACAACCUGACGCUCCCCCCAUCAUCCCAAAACGCGCCCACCAGCCUCGCCGCCGCAGCCGCCGCCGAAGCCGCCCACGCGACGGCCUACACCUGCUACCCGCCCUUCCCGCUGCGGGACGCGUCCACGGGCGAGACGCUCGUGCCGGCGCCGCGCGCGGCGCACUCCGCCUGCGCGUGGCGCGGCCGGUACCUUCUCGUGCACGGCGGUCGGGACAGCGGCGGCGGGCAGCCGGUGCGCGAGGGCAACGUGCUGUGGCGGUGGGACGGCGAGGCGCUGAGCUGGGCCAAGCUGCGCGGGGACUCGCAGCUCGGGAGGGCGAUGGCGCCGCGGUACGGGCACUGGUUGUUUGGGGACGAGGGGCAGGGGUUUUUGGUCGCUGUUGGCGGGCAUGGUGGCGAUGGGGAUGGGGUUGGGGACGGGAUCGAGAGGGAGCUGUGGAUGUAUGAUUUUGGAACCAUGGUGUGGACCGCGCUUCCCAGCGCCCCCGUGCGGCCGGUGGCUGCCGCGUACGCGGGUGGGAGGGUGUACGUCAUCUCCGAAAGGGCUGAUGGAUGCCGGUCGGGGUGUGCGGUGCAUUACCUCGACCUGCGGGAGUCGCCUGUGGAGAGGGAGAAGCCGGGGGCGUUGGUAUGGAGGAGCGUGAGCUUUCCUGCGAACCCACUUGCUCCGGGGCCCAGACCUCGGUCGGGCGGCGCGCUGGUGCCGUUGACAACUGGGCACGGGCGAGAAUAUCUUGUUUACUUGUUCGGGCGCUCGGCAGGCGGUGCGCCGCUCGAGGAACUUCACUCGGACAUCUGGACGCUGCAGUUGCCGUCCUGGCGUCGAAGUGCGGCCGCGGCGAAGGACAAGGUCUUGGAGAAGCUUCCAGGCGGGGAAUCAGGCGAGUUUCAGUGGGCAGAGGCGGAGAUUGUGCCGACAGAGCAGAUGACGGAGAAGGGGAGGAAGGUUCAUCCUGGCCCGCGGGCCUUUUUCGGUGCAGAUGCUUGUUGCGCUGGGCAAGGAGUUGUGCUAUGGGGCGGGGUGAAUGCGGACGGAGGAACGGAGGGAGACGGCUGGCUCCUCAGGCUGGCUUAUGGGUACGCGGAUAACGGUCGAUUUGAGUAG